ACAAAAGUCAAUAUCGAUCAAAUUAAGAGAAGAGGAGGAGAGGUACAAUGGUUUCUGAUUCAGCUUGUAAAAAUUUCUUUUUCUUCUUCUUCACAAUGUCCUCAUUGCAAUGCCUAAAUUAAGUUCAAGCAAGAACCUAUUUCAGCGUCCUUCAGUUUGGUGCUUGUGCUGAUGGAAAAACAGACAACAGCAUUUUUGGCAGCAUGGAAUCGGGCUUACAAUUCAAUGGGAGAAAAUGGUGUUUUGAUCCCAACAGGGGUAUUUUUGUUGCGUCCAGUGGCGUUUAGGGGUCCCUGUAAGGGCUCUGUUAUGUUUCAGAUCAGAGAAGCCCUCAAGGCUGCCACUGAUAAAGCUUCACUUUUGGACCAUUGGAUUAGCUUCCAAUACAUUGAUCAAUUGAUGAUCAACGGUGGUGGAUCACUUGAUGGUGAAGGAGCCUCAGCCUGGCCCCUAAACAAUCGCAGUAAAGACCCAAAUUGUCUUCCUCUUCCUGUUUCAAUGAGACUCGAUUUCGUCACCAAUUCAAGAAUCAGCUCCAUAACAUCAAUCAACAGCAAGAACUUCCACUUCAACAUUUUUGCAUACAAGAACAUCACAAUUUCCCGCAUUAGGAUUUCAGCUCCAAAGGACAGCCCCAACACUGAUGGAAUACACCUUGGCUCCUCUACUGACAUCCGUAUCUUGGAUUCCUUCUUCGGCACCGGUGACAACUGCAUUUCUAUGGGACCAGGAUCCAAGAACAUCAACAUUAACAAUGUUCAUUGCGGCCCUGGCCAUGGCAUCAGUAUCAGUAGCCUCGGGGGAUCCAAGAUGGACGCGGAUGUUACCGGGUUUGUUGUGAGGAACUGUAGCUUAGUAGGGACAUCCAAUAGCACAAGGAUCAAAAUAUGGGUUCCUUCUUAUCCCCUCCUUGUGUCAAAUCUUACAUUUGAGCAAAUUAAGCUGAGGAAUGUCUCCAAUCCCAUUUUCAUUGAUCAGCAAUACUGCCCUUCUAGGAUAAGUGAUCAAAAGGUAAUUCUUUUCUUCGAUCUCUUUUCUUUCCUCAAUUUCAACACUUAAUAUAUCAUGAUUCUAACUUAGCAAGUCUUUGUUUUUAAAAUACAAAAUAACAAAUCUAAAUUAUUUAAGUAAUUGAUGUUAUUCUUGUUUAUUCACGAAUACAUUAAGAGUAUAUAUACAAUUGGAGCCUAAGUGCUGCCCUAUCAUAUUAGGCAAGUGAAUUACAAUCUUGGAUAUUAUGCAGAGAAUGAAUGUGAAAAUUAACA
Molecule: messenger RNA, 1265 nt
Organism: Rubroshorea leprosula
Lineage: Eukaryota; Viridiplantae; Streptophyta; Magnoliopsida; Malvales; Dipterocarpaceae
Source: the annotation of a GenBank genome assembly